Messenger RNA from Colletotrichum siamense, 363 nucleotides. RefSeq lists its product as uncharacterized. The record is from RefSeq and is a predicted model, not a curated record. Lineage: Eukaryota; Fungi; Ascomycota; Sordariomycetes; Glomerellales; Glomerellaceae. The transcript is spliced from 3 exons. Bases 1 to 363 code for a protein of 120 amino acids.
AUGAAGUUCACAUCCAUCGCCGCCCUCUUCGCCCUGCCGCUCCUCAGCGCAGCCAGCACCAUCGACCGCCGAACGCUCUCCGCUGUCGUCACCGUCGACACCAACAAAGUCGUCUCCACUAACGUCCCCGUCAUAGAGGGCAUCGUCCAGCCCGGCGCCGUGCAAAUCUCCUCCUCCCCUCACGGCUACGGCACCCUCGUCACGCUGCAGGGCAUCGGCGACUACCGCUCGGGCGAGUUCUUUACCAAAGACGCGGCGACCGGGCAGUUCAGCCAGAACGGCGGCAACGUGCUCUUCUACAACGCCCUGGCGUACGCCUUGCUUGCGCCGCUGCAGGAGGCCGCGCUGCUUGUUCACCAGUAA